AGGUUUCUUGAACUAGGUUAUUGGAUUCUAUAACCUAGAAAUUUGGGUUAACCUAGAUUUGGGUUUCAUGGAACCUAGCAAUUUGGGUUCGAUAGAACCUAGAUCUAGGUUCCAUCAAAUCCAAAACCUCAAUUCGCAUGGAAAGGAAGUAGCAAGAAGAGAGAGAAAGGAAGGAGGGGGAAGAGAGGGAAAGGGAGAGGGAGAGGGAGGAGAAAGAUGUGCUUGAAUCCAUACUGGAGAUGCGAAGGUGACGGGUUACAUGAGGAAGAAGAAGAAGAGGACGAAGGAGGUGAGGAAGAUAUGCGUUGGAAAAGGAAGGAAGGAAGGUUUGGCGAUUCCUUGAAUAGGAAUAUGUUUGUUUCUUUAUUCUGCACUCUGAAACGGGUGUCUAGUGAAGUGAAGAAAUGGCGUCCUGCUGGGGCUGAUCGGGGGUUUACGUUUCUUCAGCAUAAUCUCACCAUUGCAUAUCAUCGAACCAAUCUUUUGGUCCGUUACGGUGGAGAGGUUCCAGACGGGACAAUUAAAUUUUUUCGCACGCAAUCACCUAGGCAUUUUGGAGGAGGUGACUGGAACCAAGGUGGUUCUUGCCAACGGUUACAACCUAUGUUGCCUCAGCAAGUUGAAGAACUCUUCUCGCUAAAGAAUAAUGGGACAAAUGUGGAGGCACGCAUGGUGAAUGAACACCUAUACAAGGCCCUUGAGGAGUCUAAUUUGCAUGUUUUAGACAUCACCCGCAUGAGUGAGUUCGGAGCAGAUGCCCAUCCGGCCACCGCUGGUGGAAAGAAACACGACGAUUGCAUGCACUGGUGCCUACCAGGAAUUACAGAUACUUGGAAUGACUUGUUUGUAACCCAUUUGAAUGAUCUCAAGAUUAGAAAUUGAUACACCACUAAUAAUAUCCUUCAUGAAAUUGUUUUCUCCCACUGUUUUGAAGCCCUUCGUCUCAAUCUAUUAGAAACUGUAUUCUACAAUUAAAAUUUUAGAUUCUCU
Molecule: messenger RNA, 990 nt
Organism: Rubroshorea leprosula
Lineage: Eukaryota; Viridiplantae; Streptophyta; Magnoliopsida; Malvales; Dipterocarpaceae
Source: the annotation of a GenBank genome assembly